Molecule: messenger RNA, 449 nt
Organism: Cylicocyclus nassatus
Lineage: Eukaryota; Metazoa; Nematoda; Chromadorea; Rhabditida; Strongylidae
Source: the annotation of a GenBank genome assembly
GAUUUGAUCAAAUUCAGUGGUGUUCAUAUCCCUUUUUCUAUAAUCUUGCUUACUUUAAGUUGAAUGGCGAAUUUAUUUUGAUUUGAAUGGCGAACUGCUUAUUUUGACUUGAAUGGCCAAAAAGCCGAACGUCAGUGAGUUCAUGCUUAUUUGCUGUGACGGAGACAACUGCAAUAUGUAUGGUGUUUGCGUUCUUGUCUUUCUGAAGGAACUACAGCGAAUGGUUGACUGCAGUGGCAGACUAAUACAAUCAUCUAUUCUAAACGUCUACUGUAAUGCACAUGUUUCUGGUAUUGCUCUACUAACAAACAUUAUCGCAACUCUGUGCAUAGCAUGCCAUCGAAUGCAGCUCGUUAUUGCUUACGUGUGCGUAUAAAAGCACAAGAAUUAAAACAUUUUGUGACCCACCGGCGCAUUUCGGAACGCUUGUACGACGAUGUGUGGACCUG